CAGAGUGGGUUUUGUUCCCUCCUAUUUCUCUCUUCGUUUCUAUGCAUCUCUGCAGCUGCAGCUGCAACACUUGACAGAACAUGGCCACCCCUUCACAUGCUCGAGCUGUCAAGUCUCUCAACAAGUCCCCUGGACGCCGUCGUUUUGUCUUUAAGUCAUUCUCGGAGAGAGUAGAUGAUAUUGAUAUCAAUGUAUAUCGAAGUCUUGAGAAGGUUAAAGCCGAGCCAUCUGAGGGUUCCUGUUUUUUCAGAGACUGCCUUAUAGAAUGGAGGGAGUUGAACACUGCCGAGGAUUUCAUUUCAUUUUAUGAAGAGAUUAUGCCUUAUACACAAACAUUGCCCCUGGUGCUGUUGCACAAGGAAUCUUUAAUCUCAAAGCUUCUUUCUAGGUUGCACAUGAAAGCAAGGCUAUCCCUUGAACCAAUUCUCAGGUUAAUUGCAGCUUUAUCUAGGGAUCUCCUAGAGGAAUUUGUUCCGCUACUGCCAAGAAUUGUUGAUUCUUUAGUAUCUCUUCUAGAGAGUGGUGGUGAUAGGGAGCCAGAUAUCAUUGAGCAGAUUUUCACAUCAUGGUCAUUCAUUAUGAUGUACCUGCAAAAAUAUCUAGUACGCAACCCAUCAGAGGUGCUCAAGGUCACAUCAAAACUGAGGUACUAUCCAAAAGAAUACAUCCAACAAUUCAUGGCCGAAGCAAUGUCAUUUGUUUUGAGGAAUGCCCCAGAUGAGCAGCUUGAAAGAGGAAUCAGAAGAGUAAUUGAUGAUGCAGUGAAGAAGCCAUCUCUGUGUAGAGAAUCAGGUGUUGAAGUUUUGCUUUAUAAUAUUAUGAAAGGUUACUCAUCCAGGUUCCAUUCUAAAGCAGAGCGAGUGUUACAAUUGUUGACCAGGGAAGCAAUUUAUCCUAUUGGUGAUAAAUCUGACCAAAAUUCAAUGACCAUUCUGAAAAUUGUCAAAUCUGUCUUCAAGAAACUAUGUGAGAAGAUGGAGUCUAAGGAGUUGAAUUUGGUCUGGAAUUGCUUAUAUAAGGAAGUAAAUGAAUGUGUUAAUACUCGAAAUGUCAGGCACUUGAGACAUCUUUUAUCAGUGCUUGUUUCAGCUAUAAAGAUUCAAAAUGGGCAAAAGGUGUCUGAUUAUAAGCCUAUGCUGGAACUAGUUCUGCUGCUUGUGCAGGCAUUUAUCAAACCUCAUGGAGUUAUUGAGUCACAGGAAGAUAUAUAUUUAGUUGAUAAAAUCUUGAAAUUAAUGCUUGCUAUUCUCAAGGGGCUCCGUAAUUGCAAUGACUCAAUGAUAUCAGUGUGUGCUCUCCAGUGGGCUCCGGUUUUUAAAUCACCUUCAAUUAUUAAAUCAGGAAGCUCAAGUUUGAUGCGUUUCAUUAGAGAACUGCUACAGGAGGAUCUUUGUUUACUUCAUUUCAGUAGUAAUGUUAUAAGUGCAAUUGAUGAUUUGAUGGAGAUUUCUGAGGAAGCGGUCAUACAUUUGUUACAAUCUUUCUGUGAGAAAAUGCAAUUAGAUAAAUGUAAGUCAGACUUUGUGAAUGGAACAAGUAAAGAAGCACCACUGGCUAGGAUAUGCAGUCGUUUGCAAGGGACAAUCUGCUGUUGGAAGGGGAAAAUAAAUGAUAUUGCACAUGAUGAUAUACUAUGUCAAAUUGAUGAAGGAAUGCUGGCACUGCUGUGGGGAGCUGUGAGCUGCUAUUCUCAUAUGUCUAUAGUUGAUGCCAAUCCAUCCUUGAUGGUGGAGCUGGUGGAUUCUGUAGAUCAUCUUAUGACCGUUAAAGCUGGGUAUAUUGGGGAUAUGUCUAAAAAGGCUUGGGAAAGCAUUAUAGGUGCUGCGUUGAGUUCUUACGACAGAUUGUGCCGCAACAGUAACCAUGGAGUCAAUGAAACUGGAAAGUUUUUAUGUCUUGCAAAAAGAUACAAAUCAUCUUCACAAGUGUUGUUGGCUGUUGCUGAUUAUUUGGAUUUCAAGUAUGGUUCAUUGGAAGACACUGGCUGUGGAAUUUAUCAUCCAGAGCUUGAGGAAGGCACUGCAGAUGCAGUGGAAACAUUUGCUGAUAAUUUGCAUCAUUCAGACAAGGAGAUUCGCAUUGCGACUCUUAAAAUACUUUGUAACUAUAAAAUUUUGGGUUGGGAAAAUUCUUCAGUGGAUCAGCCAGCUGAUAAGAAAAGGAAACUUGAGGUUUCUCCAAGUGUCAGGACAGAUCGCGCAAAAAAUAAUGCUCUGCUGUGUCUCCUUUCCAUUGAAACAACUCCUAUUUCAAUUUCUACGAGUAGAAGCAUUCAGCUAUUGAUUUCCAAGAUACAGAUGGAACUGUCUGCUGGAAGGACUCCUAAUGUUUAUGUGCCACUUGUUUUGAAUGGAUUGUUUGGCAUCUUGAAUAAUCGAUUUAGCUCCCUAUGGAAUCCUGUAUUAGAAUGUAUUGCUGUCUUGAUUAGCCUACAUUUUUUACGUGUAUGGGAUAGCCUUAUUGAUUACCUAGAAAGGUGCCAAACAACAUUUCAUACCUCUGGUAACUUGCACGGGGGUAUCAAUGGUGCAUUGUUUGAUAAGCCAGCUGGUCUUCUUGAUUGUUUCAAUUUGUUUGUCCAUCAUGCAUCUGAUAGCACACCACCUGUAACAAUAUUGGCAUUAUUGCUGCAAGCUUUGCAUAAAAUUCCAAGUAUUAUUGAACCUCGUUCUCGGCAAUUCAUUCCUCUAUUUUUUAAGUUUUUGGGAUACAACACUCUUGAUCUUGCAAGUGUGGGAUUGUUUGAUUCUCAUGCUUAUAAAGGGAAAGAGUGGAAGGCUGUCUUAAAAGAAUGGUUAAACUUGUUGAAGCUGAUGAAAAAUCCAAAGUCACUUUAUUGCAGCGAAUUUCUUAAGGAGGUUCUGCAGAAUAGGCUUUUAGAAGAAAAUGAUCCUGAAAUACAAAUGAGGGUUUUGGAUUGCCUGUUAAUCUGGAAGGAUGAUUACAUUUUACCAUAUAUUGAGCAUUUAAGAAACUUGAUUAGUUCCAAAAAUUUAAGGGAGGAACUAACAACAUGGAGUUUAUCAAGAGAAUCUGAAAUAAUUGAAGAAUGCCACCGGGCUUAUCUUGUCCCAUUAGUUAUCCGUCUUUUGAUGCCGAAAGUAAGAAAGUUGAAAGGACUUGCAUCUCGAAAGAAAGCAAGCAUUUGUCAUCGGAAAGCUAUUCUGAGUUUCAUUGCUGGACUUGAUGUUGUAGAGCUGCCUCUUUUCUUUGCGUUACUGAUAAAGCCUUUGCAAAUAGUGAAGAAAACUGAUGGGCCUGCUAACUUGUUUUGGACUUUACCUAGAGGUUCCAUUAAUGAAUUUGAAGCUGCGGCUUUGUUGGAAUAUUUUACUUUGGACAAUAUAGCAAACCUAUCCUGGAAAAAGAAAUAUGGUUUUUUGCAUGUCAUUGAAGACAUUGUUGGGGUUUUUGAUGAAUUACAUAUUAGGCCUUUUCUUGAUCUACUGGUGGGAUGUGUUGUUCGGUUAUUGGAGAGCUGCACUUCAAAUCUCAAUGCAAAUUUGAAUGAGCUUCCUUCAGAUGAGUGCAAUUCUAGCACUAGCUCAAAUUCUCUUGGGGAGAACAGUGCGCCAACAAACCAAAUCCAGAUCAGUGGUACUAUGAACCAGCUGAAGGAUAUGAGAUCUCUGUGCCUGAAAAUUAUUUCCCUUGUACUCAAUAAGUAUGAAGAUCAUGAAUUUAGUCCUGAUUUAUGGAACAGAUUCUUUUCUGCAGUAAAACCGCUGAUUGAUAAAUUCAAACUGGAGGCUGCUAGUAGUGAGAAACCAAGUUCACUAUUAUCUUGCUUUCUGGCUAUGAGUGCAAACAACAAACUUGUAGAGUUAUUAAGCAGGAAAGAAAGUCUUGUACCUGAUAUAUUUUCCAUAGUCUCUGUCCAUUCAGCUUCUGAAGCUGUUAUAUUUUGUGUUCUAAAGUUUGUUGAAAACUUGUUAAUCCUCGACAAUCAGUUUAAUGAAGCCAAUUCUGCCCAAGGAGUUUUACUUUCAAAUAUUAAAGUACUGAUGGACAGCAUGUGCUGUUUAUUUGGAAGUGAUAAUGCAAUCAAGAGAAAGCUGAUCAGAUCUCCUGGGGAGACAGUGAUAAGAAUUUUCAAAUUUUUACCCAAGUACAUCAGGGAGGCAGAGUUGGCAAAACAAUUUGUGGACAUAUUGCUUCUGUUUUUGGAAAAGAAAACUCAAAAUUCUGAUGUCUGGGUUGAAAUUUUGCAAAUCAUUCAAAAUAUUAUACCGAUACUAGGAGAUGGAAAUACCACUAAGAUUCUAAGUGCUGUAUCUCCAUUAUAUAUUUCGGCUGAGUUGGAUAUGCGAUUGAGAAUAUGUGAUCUUCUUGAUUCUCUUGUAUCUUCUGAUGCAUCUGUACUCUCAGUGGCAAAACUUCUUCGUCAGCUGAAUGCAACAUCUACUUUGGGUUGGCUUGACCAUGAUGCUGUUUUAAAUGCUUACAGUGUCAUUAAUACUGAUUUCUUCAGAAACGUUCAAGUGGAGCAUGCAUUACUUAUUUUAUCACAUUGUGUGCAUGACAUGUCAUCAGAAGAAACAACUUUUAUGUGUAGUGCACACAGUUCAUUGCUCUCUUUUGUUGAUUUUUCUGCUCUCAUCCUCUGCCAAGAAGGAAACAGUGAAGUACAGUUGUCACUGAUGAAAAAAACUGAUAAUUGUUGGACAAAAUCUUGCAUCCAGCGUAUAACAAAGAAAUUUCUCUUGAAGCAUAUGGCAGAUGCGAUGGAUGGAUCACUUUCAGUUAAAAAGGGAUGGAUAAAAUUGUUACAUCAAAUGGUGUUGAAGCUUCCUGAAGUGGCAAACCUUAAAUCACUUAUGGUCUUGUGCAACGAGGAUGGUGAAGUAAAUUUUUUUGACAAUAUAACGGACUCGGUGAUACGCAAGAGAGUCAAGGCAUUGUCAUGGUUUCGAAAUGUUAUCAGUAUGAACAAGUUUUCAGAGUUCAUCACUGAGAAAAUGUUCAUGCGUCUCUUCUUCAACAUGUUGUUCGAUGAGAAAGAAGGAUCGGCUGAACAUAUGAAAAAUGCAUGCAUAGAGACCAUUGCAUCUGUAGCUGGUCAGAUGGGAUGGAAGUCAUACUAUGCAUUAUUGAUCAGAUGUUUUCGGGGUGCAUCCAGUAGUCCAGACAAACAGAAACUUUUUAUACGCCUGAUUUGCUAUAUUUUGGAUAAAUUUCACUUUCCAGAACUUCCUUACAAUAAAGAAUCUAUGGAAUCUUUGGAUGGAGUUUCUGACAUAGGGAUAACUGACACUGAUGAGAACAAAGAGAUACAGACUUGCCUGUAUAAAAUUGUGCUUCCAAAGAUACAAAAGUUGCUGGAUUCUGAUUCUGAAAAGGUCAAUGUAAAUAUUAGUCUUGCUGCUCUGAAGCUACUUAAAUUACUUCCAGGUGAUGUGAUGGACUUGUAUCUUCCAACUGUUGUUCAUCGAAUUUCAAACUUCUUGAAGAGUCAUCUAGAAAGCAUUCGUGACGAAGCUAGGUCUGCAUUGGCUACUUGUUUAAAAGAACUUGGAUUGGAAUACUUGCAAUUUAUUGUCAAGGCUUUGCAAUCUACCUUGAAGCGAGGAUAUGAACUUCAUGUCUUGGGAUACACACUCAAUUUUAUUUUGUCCAAGUGUCUUUCAAGUGCAGGUGUUGGAAAGAUAGAUUACUGUUUGGAGGAUCUGCUUUCUGUGAUAGAGAAUGACAUUCUUGGAGAUGUUGCUGAGCAAAAGGAGGUGGAAAAGAUAGCUUCAAAAAUGAAAGAAACAAGGACGAAAAAAUCAUUUGAAAGCCUGAAAUUGGUGGCCCAGAAUGUAACAUUCAAAACCUAUGCUCUGAAACUCCUUGCACCAGUGACUGCUCAUUUGCAGAAGCACAUCACAUCAAGUGUAAAAGGAAAAUUGGAAAAUAUGUUGCAUCAUAUAGCUACUGGUAUUGAAAACAAUCCCUCUGUAGAUCAGACUGAUCUAUUUAUCUUUAUUUAUGGCAUCAUUGAAGAUGGAUUUAAAGAUGAAAUUGGUUGGCACAAGAAUAAAUUGUCGAAAUUGGAAGGUAACGACAGCCGUAGUAAUACCAAAAGAAUUUCUACAGGUCAUGUAGUUGCUAAAGGCUUAUUGUGUUCACACCUUAUUACAGUGUUUGGUCUCAAAAUAUUUCAUAAACGUAUUAAGAGUAUGAAACAGGGCGUAAAAGAUGAAAAUACUUUAUCCUUAUUAGACCCUUUUGUCAAGGUAUUAUGUGAUGGCUUAUGCUCCAAGUAUGAGGAUAUCUUGUCUACAUCCCUUGGAUGCCUAGCUAUAUUGGUAAAGUUGCCUUUGCCAUCCCUUCAACUACAGGCUGAGAGAGUAAAGGCUGCUCUGUUGGAUAUUGCCCAGGGUUCAAUGAACUCUAGCAGUCCAUUAAUGCAGUCAUGUUUGACUUUGCUGACUGUGCUUUUGAGGAACACUAAAAUUUCUCUUUCCUCAGAUCAAAUAAAUUUACUAGUUCAGCUUCCUAUAUUUCUGGAUCUUGAAAAAAAUCCAUCUUUGGUGGCCCUAUCACUUCUAAAGGGUAUUGUCAGCCGCAAGCUGGUUGUACCCGAGAUAUAUGAUCUUGUUACUAGGGUUGCUGAACUGAUGGUGACAAGUCAAAUGGAAUCAAUUCGCAAAAAAUGCAGUAAAAUUCUGUUGCAAUUUCUGCUUGAUUAUCAACUGUCAGAGAAGCGCUUGCUACAACAUCUUGAUUUCCUGCUCUCAAAUUUGAGGUAUGAGCAUUCAACUGGACGGGAAUCUGUUCUUGAGAUGAUUCAUGCUAUUAUCGUCAAAUUUCCAAGAAGUGUUUUGGAUGAACAAUCACACAUUUUAUUUGUCCAUUUAGUAGCUUGCUUAGUCAAUGAUAAUGAUAAUAUUGUUCGUUCUAUGAGUGGGGUGGCUAUAAAGAAGCUCAUUAGUGCUGUUAGUCCUAAUUCACUUAAAUCCAUCCUUGAGGAUGCUCUUUCUUGGUAUUUGGGUGACAAGCAGCAACUAUGGGGUGCGGGUGCUCAGGUUUUGGGGCUGCUGAUUGAGGUAAUAGAGAAAGGAUUUCAUACAACAUCAAAGCCUUAUCCCACAGAUAAAGGAUUUCAUAAACAUAUAAAUUGUAUUCUGCCAGUGACUAAUAGCAUCUUGUCUGUGACUAAUUGCAUCUUGCAUUCUGCCAUAGAUGCAGUUACGAAUAAACAAGAGGGCUUUUCAGCUGAAUCUAUCAUUCCCCUUUGGAAGGAGGCAUACUAUUCUCUUGUUAUGUUAGAAAAGAUGAUUAAUCAGUUCUGUGACUUUUGCUUUACAAAGGAUCUUGAGGAUAUAUGGGAAGCAGUAUGUGAGAUGCUGUUGCAUCCACAUUCAUGGAUACGUAACAAAUCAGUUCGCCUCAUAGCUCUAUACUUUGCACAUGUAACAGAUGUUAGCAGAGAAAAUCAUGAAAGUUCCUUAAGAAGCUAUUUUAUUAUGAGUCCAAGUAGAUUAUAUUUAAUAGCUACUUCUCUUUGCUGCCAAUUGAAAAUGCCUCUUAUAGAUGAUGCUGACAGCAACGUGAUGACCCAAAAUAUCAUCUUUGCUAUAUGUGGUGUGCAUUCUUUGAUGGGUCAAAAUGCAUGUAUAGAUCCCCCUGCAUUCUGGUCUACUCUUGAGCAACAAGAAAAGGACCGGUUUCUUAAAGCGUUUGACUUGCUUGAUUCAAGAAAAGGAAGAAGCAUAUUCAUGUCAUCAUCUAUUAUGUCUUCUAUAUAUGAAGACAACAAUCAGCUGAAUGUUGAUAACGCCCAACAUGUACUAGUCUCAUUAUUGCUCAGGAAAAUGGGGAAAAUUGCUCUUCAAAUGGAUGCUAUUCAGAUGAGAAUAGUCUUCAACAGUUUUGGGAAUAUUAUGGCGCAGAUUAGUCAGGAUGACUGCCUAUGCUAUGCACAUGUGAUCCUAUUACCUCUAUAUAAAGUUUGUGAAGGAUUUGCUGGAAAAGUUGUAACUGACAAUGUGAAGAAAUUGGCAGAAGACACAUGUCGAAAGCUAGAGAAUAUUUUGGGUACUCAGAACUUUGUGCAAGUUUACAACCUUAUCAGGAAGAACCUUAAGGCUAAAAGAAAUAGGAGGAGACAAGAAGAAAAGCUCAUGGCUGUUAUCAAUCCGAUGCGAAAUGCCAAACGAAAGAUGAGAAUUGCUUCCAAGCAUCGUGCCAACAAAAAGAGAAAGAUUAUGACAAUAAAAAUGGGGAGGUGGGUGCAUUGAUUGAAAGGCGAGAAAGGUUCAUAUUUGUGCGUCCAGUUUGGCACUGAGUGCUCCUGUGUCAAGGUUUUCGUAAAAUCACUAAUCUUACCAUUAACUAAGGUAUUCCUGGAGAUAAUCACUUGCCGCAUUUUGCUAAAAAUUAAGAUGUGAUAUGCCAUUUUAUAAAGGUUUCCUUCUGCGCAGUGUUUUCAUGUAUAAAUGAAGCCAUGCCAAUGUCACAUGAUUGAUGAAAAAUUGUGGAUUUGGAGAUGUCAUGUCAAUGGAUGGAAAAGGAUUGCCUCCAAUGGAAGAUACUUGUGACAUAGACAAACAUUUUGUAAAAGAAAAAGUCAAUUCAGUUAUACCAGUUAGUUAUUGGUCAGCCUUCCUCUUCACUUGAAUGCGUUCUUCACUUGAAUGCGUUCAUCAGCCGAGGUGUUUAGCGGGACUUAUUUCUGUAUAUCCAAAUUCUUGUUGUACAGACUUGAGGAUAAAAAGAUACAUACAACGUUGAAAGUAGAUUGAAUCCGGCGGGUUAACUCACCAUAAACGGGUUGGUGGGUUGGGUGUUUAAUUUUUUAACCUGCAUAACCCAACCCGCAGCAGAUUCAACAGGUGAAGGUUGAAGGGUUGGACUGAUUUAUGGAUUGAUAAUUUAUUUUUGGUUAGAUGUUUUGACAGUGUUUAGUUAAAUAUUUUGCCUAACAUGUUUUAUUAAAUAUUAUAAAUUCUGUUAUUUUUUUUA
Cajanus cajan (pigeon pea) is the source of this 8946-nucleotide messenger RNA. Its product is annotated as ARM repeat superfamily protein. The record is from RefSeq and is a predicted model, not a curated record. Lineage: Eukaryota; Viridiplantae; Streptophyta; Magnoliopsida; Fabales; Fabaceae. Gene Ontology annotation, cellular component: 90S preribosome; small-subunit processome; nucleolus.